Molecule: messenger RNA, 357 nt
Organism: Candidula unifasciata
Lineage: Eukaryota; Metazoa; Mollusca; Gastropoda; Stylommatophora; Geomitridae
Source: the annotation of a GenBank genome assembly
AUGACAGCAAGCAAAACUACCCACCUCAGCAAGGGCAACAGGGAGCUUACCCGCAGGGUGGCUAUGGCCCACAGGGUGGCUAUCACCCAACACAGGGCGGCUAUGGCCCACAACAGGGCGGUUAUCCACCACCGCAGGGUGGCUACCCACCACCACAUGGGAUACGCCUACCCUCCACCACAAGGAAUGCAACAGUCCUCGUCCUCGACUAACGUUGUUGUUGUCGGAGGUGCCCCUGCAACCAACACCAUCAUCGUACACAGACAUGGAGUCAAUCAUUGCAUGCAUUGCCUCAUCUCACUGUUCUUCUUUCCCUGGAUAUUUGUGUGGAUUUUCUUGUGCAUAACAUCUAAAUAG